Messenger RNA from Dromiciops gliroides (monito del monte), 1104 nucleotides. Its product is annotated as pro-cathepsin H-like. The record is from RefSeq and is a predicted model, not a curated record. The transcript is spliced from 6 exons. Bases 75 to 431 code for a protein of 118 amino acids. Lineage: Eukaryota; Metazoa; Chordata; Mammalia; Microbiotheria; Microbiotheriidae.
GUCACCGUCUGGGACUUCUCGCAGUCAUUACCAGAGCACAGGCUAGGGCAGUGCCUGUUUUCUGGGACCUCAGGAUGGCUUCCUGUUCCGACACCGGGGCUUCCAGUUUGCCCUCUGUUUCUGCAGAAGAGGAGAUUCAUUUUCAGUCAUGGAUGAAACAGUACAACAAGAAAUAUGAUUCGUCGGAGUAUCAUCACAGGCUACACAUUUUUCUUGAAAAUAAGAGAAAGAUUGAUGAACACAAUGCUGGGAACCACUCAUUUACAAUGGGACUGAACCAGUUUUCAGCUAUGACCCAUGAUGAAUUCAAAAAUACUUAUCUUAACAGAGCACGUCAAAUAAAUACUGUUCAUUCUGACAAAACUAGGAUUUUUAAUCCAGAUGAAGUGGAUAGAGUGGCAGAUUCAAGCCAAGAAGACUCAUCCUCCUGAAUUCAAAUCCAGCCUUAGACACUUAAUAGCUGCGUGAAACUAUCAAUGAGAAGUUAUCCCCACAUCAAUGACCUGUUAUUUCCUGCCUGUUAAGAAAAAGCAACUUUCAUUUUUUAUGCUGUUAUUAAGUGUUCACCACAAGACCAUAAGAAGAUAAGAAAAAUGAGCAUGCAAGAUGAAGAAUGUAACUGAUUAUACAUAUAUCUGUAAACUUCUGUUUCUAAAAAAUAUCAUUUGUUAAAAAUUAAUCUUGAAAACCAAUAUGGUUAAUUAAAUUGACUUUAGUAAAUUACCUUCAUUUAAUUCAUUCAUUUCACUGUAUAAAAUAUCCUAAUGACUUUAAAAUUAUUUUCUCUGUAAUGACCCCAGUAGCCUUCUCACUCAACUCUGCUAGCCUGGAAAUCUCAAAAUCCUUGAGGUACCCAGAGUAUGCCAUAGUAAAGACCUAAAGCCCCUUUUUCCAUUGCCUGGGACUUUGAAUAUCAACUAGUUGCCAAUUUCCAAGGAGCCUUCUGUUCCUUCACAAGCCUAAAUGAGCACUACUUCCUAGAGUCAGAUGCCUUCUCCUGCUAGAUUUGGAUAAAUACCCCUUCUUGCUGUAACACUGCUCAUCCUCCCCCUCCCCUCCCCCCCUUUACUAAAUUGAGGGACAAGGUCUCCAUUUCCUCUACAA